AACGUUCUGCAACAGCAACAACAGCACUUACUACAAUUACAACACAAUCAGCGAAUUCUCGAGUUAUUCCAGCAACAGCAACUCGGUAACAAUGUUCCGAUUCAUCAGUCUACUGCAGAUUUAUCAGCGAAUUAUUUUGCACAAUCGCAUCCGAGUACAAUUCCCAUUAACUUUAACACGUCUAAUAAUGAGUCACCAACGCUUUCAACUGCAUCAUUUAUGCAGGCUUCAUUCCCGCAAUUGACCAACGGAGCGAUGAACGGACAAGUGCCAUCGCAGUUACUGUUGAACACGAAUGCGGUCACGCCGUCGAUCACAACCCCAUCGUCAUCGAUCUCGCUGAAUAAUAAUUCGAUAAAACCACUGACGGCUAGCAAUCAGUCGAAAGGACCCGACGGAUGCAAUCUGUUCAUCUAUCAUCUACCACAAGACUUCACUGACUCUGAUCUGAUAACGACAUUCUCACCGUUCGGAAAUAUUCUCUCAGCGAAGGUCUUUAUUGACAAGCAAACCAAUCUGAGCAAAUGUUUUGGUUUCGUGAGUUAUGACAAUGCGAUAUCGGCCAAGAACGCGAUAUCGGCGCUGAAUGGUUUUCAAAUCGGAUCGAAACGCUUGAAGGUGCAGCUGAAACGUGGCAAAGAUGCGAAGCCAUACUCGUACCCAAGCGCAGCUUCAACAACAAAUGAUAUGCAAACCAAUCGCACAACUUCUUUAACCAAUUAA
Anisakis simplex (herring worm) is the source of this 723-nucleotide messenger RNA. Lineage: Eukaryota; Metazoa; Nematoda; Chromadorea; Rhabditida; Anisakidae. The record is from the annotation of a GenBank genome assembly.